Seminavis robusta is the source of this 522-nucleotide messenger RNA. The record is from the annotation of a GenBank genome assembly. Lineage: Eukaryota; Bacillariophyta; Bacillariophyceae; Naviculales; Naviculaceae.
AUGGCGAAUAUCAAUCCUUCUGACGCUGAGUGGGUUACAGUUUUGACUGUUUAUCCUGUUACCAAUCUAGAUGAUAUGGAGGCUUCCGACGAAAAACACCCUGUGAUCCUGUGGCGAAUGGUAUCUGGAGGAGAGUGGGAAGUCAAAGCAACUGAAAUCUUGUUCCAACGAUUUCACGGAUCUUCCAAAUUUCGGUUCAUGGUGAAAGGAUUUCUACGUGUUGACGACACUAUUAACCAGCAUCAAGAGCAUUUUCCUGUUGGAUUGACGAAGCGAGUUCGUUGGAUGGACCCAAAGUGCACUACCCUCCGAGGAACGAAGUCCAAGAGUCGCUUGGUUGAAGUUGUUUUCUCAUACGAUGAGGAGAGCAAUCCACAAGCUAAUGAUGUGGUCCGAGUCGAAGUCAUUGUUCCUAAAACAAGUGACAGCGACAAAGGCAAGCCUCUUCACAAGGCACUCAACUGGGCGCGAUCUUUGGUGCAGACCCAGCUUGAUUUGGAGGAUUUCAAGAGCUCUGUUUGA